This is a messenger RNA of Rhizophagus irregularis DAOM 181602=DAOM 197198, 1872 nucleotides long. Lineage: Eukaryota; Fungi; Glomeromycota; Glomeromycetes; Glomerales; Glomeraceae. The record is from RefSeq and is a predicted model, not a curated record.
AUUUCUUUUGACGUAAUUAUCCGGUUAAAAACUUCUAUUGUAGCUGUCUAUUAUCGAUAAUUCUUGAACAUUUUAAAAAUGAAGAAAGCUACUUUCUUUAAAUUUAUUGCAUUGUUAUGUUCACUGUUAAUAACUAUUCUUAUUGCAAAAGUUAUUGUAAUUGAUGAAUCUGACGUUGGAACAGUUAUCGGUAUAGAUUUAGGAACAACUUAUUCUUGUGUUGGAGUAUACGUGAACGGAAGAGUUGAGAUAUUGACCAAUGAUCAGGGUAACCGUAUCACGCCUUCUUAUGUUGCCUUCACCGAUGAUGAACGUUUAAUUGGCGAUGCGGCAAAGAAUCAAUAUUCAAAUAACUCUAAGAACACCAUUUUUGGUUUUAAGCGACUAAUUGGUCGUCGCUUUAGCGAUAAAGAGGUUCAACAAGAUAUUAAGCAGUUUCCAUUCAAGGUCAUUGACAAAGAUGGUAAACCUGUUAUUCAAAUCACUGUAAAAAGCGAAGAAAGAAUAUUUACUCCUGAAGAAAUUUCGGCUAUGAUUCUUGGUAAAAUGAAAGAAAUUGCAAAAUCGUAUUUAGGCAAGAAAGUUACACAUGCAGUAGUUACAGUCCCAGCUUACUUUAAUGACGCUCAAAGACAAGCCACAAAAUAUGCUGGCGUAAUUGCUGGACUUAAUGUCCUUCGUAUUGUAAAUGAACCUACGGAGGCUGCAAUUGCAUAUGAUCUUUAUAAAUCCGAUGGGGAACGUCAGAUUCUUGUCUAUGAUCUUGGUGGUGGUACCUUUGAUGUUUCUCUCUUGUCAAUCGAUGAUGGUGUUUUUGAAGUAUUGGCAACUGCCGGCGAUACACAUUUGGGAGGUGAAGACUUCGACAACCGAGUUAUUGACUACUUCGUUAAACUUUAUAAAAAGAAAAAUAAGGUAGACGUUUCACAAGAUUUAAAAGCUAUGGAUAAAUUAAAACGUGAAGUUGAAAAAGCCAAGCGUACAUUAUCUUCUCAAAUGUCAACUCAUAUCGAAAUUGAAUCAUUUCAUGAUGGUAAAUAUUUUUCCGAAAUUUUGACCCGUGCCAAAUUUGAAGAACUUAACAAUGAUCUCUUCCUUAAAACAUUAAAGUUCGUUGAACAAGUGUUGAAAGAUGCAAAUGUUGAUAAGAAGGAUGUGCACGAUAUUGUACUCGUUGGUGGUUUCACACGUAUUCCCAAAGUUCAACAACUCCUUGAAGAAUUCUUUAGUGGUAAGAAAACUUUCAAAGAUAUUAAUCCUGAUGAAGCAGUUGCAUAUGGUGCCGCCAUACAAGGAGACAUUUGUCUUCUUACACUCGGUAUUGAAACAACUGGUGGCGUUAUGACAAAAUUAAUUCCUCGUGACACUGUAAUUCCUACUAAGAAGUCACAAAUUUUCUCUACCGCCGCGGAUAACCAACCUACUGUAUUAAUUCAAGUUUACGAAGAAGAACGUUUUAUGACUAAAGACAACAACUUACUCGGCAAGUUCGAAAACUUCGAAUUAACAGGUAUACUGCCUGCACCACGAGGUCGUCUUUCUCAAGAAGAAAUUGAUCGUAUGGUUGAAGAAGCCGAACAAUAUGCUGAAGAGGAUAAUAUUCAAAAGGAACGAAUAGAAGCUAAAAAUCAACUUGAAAGUUUUGCAUACACAAUCAAAAAUCAAACUUCUGAUGACGGAAAACUUGAACUUGAUAAGAAAAUAAGCAAUGACGAUUGGUUGAAUGAUCAUUCAAAUUCUGCGAUCAAGGAUGAUUUUGAUGAAAAACGGGAAGAAUUACAAUCUAUCAUUAAUCCGAUAACUACUAAAUUGUAUGCUGAUAGUCACGUUCCACCUCCACACGAGGAACCACCAAGGCAUGAAGAUUUGUAA